This is a messenger RNA of Lodderomyces oxycetoniae, 2517 nucleotides long. RefSeq names its product AAA family ATPase (gene AFG3). Gene Ontology annotation, cellular component: membrane; m-AAA complex. NCBI's taxonomy places the organism in Eukaryota, Fungi, Ascomycota, Pichiomycetes, Serinales, Debaryomycetaceae. The coding region runs from base 1 to 2517 and encodes 838 amino acids. Gene Ontology annotation, molecular function: ATP binding; ATP-dependent peptidase activity; ATP hydrolysis activity. The transcript has a single exon. Gene Ontology annotation, biological process: mitochondrial protein processing. The record is from RefSeq and is a predicted model, not a curated record.
AUGUUCAAGAGUAUAGCUUCGAUACGACUUUUGGGCCAGUCUUUGUCAAGUCGGUCUAUAAGUAUACGACUGUCUUUGCCGCUGCGCCCCUUUUUGUUAGCUUCUUCACGACAGUUUUCUUUAUCAUCUCGUCAUCUGUUUCAACAUUCAUGGACAAAUUCAAGAGAGAAAAAACCGAGUCUGGAAGAAGAUAAUGAUGAUGUAAUAAGGAGACUACGUGAGAAACUAGAGGAAAGGGCUAAGGCAAGGAGGGAAGCUCAGGCGGCAGCACGAAAUGACGAUGCUAGGAGAAAGAAACCACAAGACAAGGAGAAGGAUAAAGAUGAAGAUGAUGCUAAUUUAUCAGAAGAAGAAAAACAGAUUCGUCGAGAGUUGAAAAAGAUGGCUUCUUCAAAAGGCUACAAAUUUGAUCCGAAAAAGGUUAAAGUAUACAAGAUUGAAUUAAAACCAUUGUUGAAUAUUAUGUUCAUAGCAGGAUCAUCGAUUUUAUUAUGGAUCUAUCUUCUCACUACACUUGGUGAUGAACGAAAUAAUCAAGAACUAUCAAUGCAAAGCUUCAUCACCAAUUAUUUGGAAAAAGGAUUGGUUACAAAACUCACAGUGAUUAACAAAUACGCAGUUGAAGCUCAGUUGAUCCCUGGUGCAAUGAGCAGCAAUACAUUCACCAAAUCAAAUGGCUCACCAGCAGUGAUGUUCACCAUUGGGUCCCUUGAAUAUUUUGAAGAUGAAAUGGCCCAGGUCCAGGAUAGAUUGCAAAUACCUAUUAAUGAAAGAAUCCCCAUCACUUAUGAAGAAAAAGGUAGUUGGUUCAAUUACCUCAUGCCUAUUUUGCCAACUGUUUUAUUGAUAGGUGGGUUAUACUAUUUGACAAUGAGAAGAAUGCCAGGUGCAGGCGGUGGCGGCGGUGCAGGUGGUGUUGGUGGAGGACCAGGAGGAAUUUUCAAAAUUGGCAAAUCAAAAGCUAAAUUGUUCAACCAGGAAAAUGAAGUUAAAAUCAAAUUCAAAGAUGUUGCUGGUUGUGAUGAAUCCAAAGAGGAGAUUAUGGAGUUUGUUAAAUUUUUACAAGAUCCUGAAAAAUAUGAGAAAUUGGGUGCCAAAAUUCCUCGCGGAGCUAUAUUAUCAGGACCUCCGGGCACGGGUAAAACCUUGCUUGCUAAAGCCACUGCUGGUGAAGCCGGCGUACCCUUCCUUAGUGUCUCGGGUUCUGAAUUUGUGGAGAUGUUUGUUGGUGUAGGUGCUUCUCGUGUACGAGACUUGUUCAAAACUGCUCGUGAGAUGGCCCCGGCAAUUAUAUUUGUUGAUGAAAUCGACGCAAUUGGAAAAGAAAGAGGUAAUGGUCGUAUGGGUGGGAAUGACGAACGUGAAAAUACCUUGAAUCAAUUGUUGGUUGAAAUGGAUGGGUUUGAUACAACAGAUCACGUUGUUGUUUUAGCUGGUACGAAUAGACCCGAUGUUCUAGACAAGGCUUUAUUGAGACCGGGUAGAUUCGAUAGACACAUAUCGAUUGAUGUUCCUGAUGUUGAAGGGCGUAAGGAAAUCUUUAAAGUACAUUUAAAGAGGAUCAAGUUGAAAUGUAUUGAAGAUAUUGAUAUAAUGCAGAAGGAUGUUGAUUUUGCCAAAUUUCAACAAUUGAAAGCUGAUGCAAUAGAGGGUCUUGCUGGAAGAUUAGCUGCAUUGACACCCGGGUUUGCUGGUGCUGAUAUUGCCAAUUGUUGCAAUGAGGGUGCUUUGAUUGCUGCUAGGGAGAAUGAUCAUUCGGUUGAAACGCAUCAUUUCGAACAAGCUAUUGAGAGAGUUGUUGCUGGGUUGGAAAAAAAGUCGCGUAUAUUAUCACCAGAAGAAAAGAAAACUGUGGCAUAUCAUGAGGCAGGUCAUGCGAUAUGUGGAUGGUUUUUGGAGUUUGCAGACCCAUUAGUGAAGGUGUCAAUUAUACCUCGUGGUCAAGGUGCGCUUGGAUAUGCACAGUAUUUACCCAAAGAUCAGUAUCUUACAUCACAAGAACAAUUUAGACAUAGAAUGAUAAUGGCAUUGGGUGGUCGGGUAAGUGAAGAAUUACAUUUCGAUACUGUAACCAGUGGUGCUUCUGAUGAUUUCAAGAAGAUCACACAAAUGGCACAGCAAAUGAUUUUGAAUCUCGGUAUGUCCACUAAAUUGGGGCAGAUAUGUUAUGAUAUAGGUGAUAACUCUGGUGGAUUCAAAGUACAUAAGAAUUACUCUGAGGACACAGCAAGGAUGAUUGAUGAAGAAGUGAAGAGGUUAAUUGAUGAAGCACAUACUGAAUGUACUAAACUAUUGAAGGAGAAGAUCAAAUUGGUUGAUGCUGUAGCUGAAGAGCUAUUCAAAAAGGAAGUACUCACUAGAGAAGAUAUGGUGAGAAUUUGUGGGCCUCGUCCAUUUUUGGAAAGGAACGAUGCGUUUGAUAAAUAUGUCAAAGGUACCGAUGCCUUUAAAGGGAAACCAAAGGAGAAGAAAGAAACAGGUGAUGAUGAAGAAAACGCUUCAGGUGUAGAGGCAUAG